GGGGCGGCGCUCUAGGCCGAGCGGGAGGUCUGGGCUUCAGGCGCUCGCUGGUGGCGGACCCGGAGGCUGCUGCUGCGCGCCGGGGCUCCUUGGCCCGGAUCGAAUUCGAUCCGGAGCCGUGAGUAUGGACAAGGCCGAGCUAUGCGGGUCUCUGCUCACCUGGUUGCAGACGUUCCAAGUUCCACCCCCCUGUGCCAGCCCCCAGGACCUGAGCAACGGACUCGCCAUAGCCCAUGUGCUGAAUCAGAUAGACCCUUCCUGGUUCAAUGAAGCGUGGCUCCAGGGCAUCUCAGAGGACCCAAGUCCCAGCUGGAGGUUGAAGGUCAGGAAACUGGAGAAGAUCUUACAGAGCUUGAUGGAAUACUCAAAGGAUGUUCUGGGACAUCCUUUAUCAGAACAGCACCUUCCAGAUGUGAGCCUCAUUGGCGAGCUCUCAGAUUCUGCAGAGCUUGGCAAACUGCUUCAGUUGGUACUGGGCUGUGCUAUCAGUUGUGAGAAAAAACAGGAGUAUAUCCAGAGAAUUAUGACACUGGAGGAAUCUGUUCAACAUGUAGUGAUGGAAGCCAUCCAGGAGCUCAUGACAAAAGACACUCCUGAUUCCCUGUCACUGGAGAGUUAUGGGAACUUUGAUACACAGUCCCGAAGAUACUAUUUCCUGAGUGAGGAGGUGGAGGGUAAUGAACUUCAGCAGCAGUGCCUGGAUCUGGAGCGGCAGCUUGUGCUCCUUUCAGAGGAGAAGCAGAAUCUGGCACAAGAGAAUGCUGCCCUACGGGAACGGGUGGGCCGCUCGGAAGUGGAGAGUGCCUCAGGCCUCACGGCUAAGAAGCUAUUGCUCCUGCAGUCACAGCUGGAACAGCUGCAGGAGGAGAACUUCAGGCUGGAGAGCAGCAGGGAAGAUGAGCGGCUGCGCUGCAUGGAGCUGGAGCGGGAGGUCACUGAGCUGCAACAACGGAACCAAGCACUGACCAGCCUAUCCCAGGAGGCUCAAGCGCUAAAGGACGAGAUGGAUGAGCUUCGGCAGUCCUCUGAACGUGCAAGGCAGCUGGAGGCCACUCUGAACAGCUGCCGUCGCCGCCUGGGUGAGCUGCGGGAGCUCAGGCGGCAGGUGCGGCAGCUGGAGGAGCGUAAUACGAGCCACGCUGAGCGCACGCGACAGCUGGAAGAGGAGCUGCGCAGAGCAGGAUCCCUGCGUGCCCAGCUCGAGGCUCAGCGCAGACAGGUGCAGGAGUUGCAAGGCCAGUGGCAGGAAGAGGCCAUGAAAGCUGAGAAGUGGCUAUUUGAAUGCCAGAACCUAGAGGAAAAGUGUGACUUGGUGACAAAGGAGAAGGAGCGGCUGUUGACAGAGAGGGACUCCCUGAGGGAGGCCAACGAGGAGCUCCGCUGUGCCCAGCUGCAGCCGAGGGGAUUGGCUCAGGCUGACCUCUCUCUGGAUCCUACCCCUUCUGGCCUGGAAAACUUAGCAGCAGAGAUCCUGCCUGCAGAGCUCAGAGAGACGCUCCUGCGGCUUCAGCUGGAGAACAAGCGACUGUGCCAGCAGGAGGCCUCAGACCGCGAGCGACAGGAAGAGCUGCAGCGCCACUUGGAGGAGGCCAACCGUGCACGCCAUGGGCUGGAGACUCAGCACAGGCUGGAUCAGCAGCAGCUGUCUGAGCUGAGGGCCCAGGUAGAUCUUCUUUUCUCCCCAACCCCCUGCUGCCCGGUGCCCGAUGAAGGCCACUGUGAGUACCACAGUCCAGGGAGGCACCCUGUCGUUACCCACACAGAUUUUCAUACCUUGUCUCCCAUCCCCUCACUUCCUGUUGCUUCUCUCCCCCAGCCCACCCUGCUGAAGAGGAAACUGGAGGAUCAUCUGCAGAAGCUGCAUGAGGCUGAUCUGGAGCUGCAGAGGAAACGAGAGUACAUUGAGGAGUUGGAGCCUCCCACUGACAGCAGUACAGCUCGUCGGAUUGAGGAGCUACAGGACAGCCUUCAGAAGAAGGAUGCAGACUUGCAGGCCAUGGAAGAACGCUACCGCCGCUAUGUGGACAAGGCACGCAUGGUCAUUCAGAACCUGGAACCCAAGCAGAGGCCGCCCACUGGGGUGUCCCCAGAACUCCAUACCCUGAGGACACAGCUCUGGGAGCGGAACAUGAGAAUACGGCACCUGGAGAUGGACUAUGAGAAGAGUCGGAGUCAGCGGGAACAAGAGGAAAAGCUGCUCAUCAGUGCCUGGCACAGCAUGGGCAUGGCCUUGGAGCAACGGGCUGGGGAAGAGCAGUCUCCUGCCCAUGCCCAGUCAUUCCUGGCACAGCAAAGACUGGCGACCAAUGCACGCCGAGGACCCCUGGGACGCCUGGCUUCUCUGAGCCUUCGCCCCACUGAUAAGCACUGACAGACCUCAACUUCCUGCUGCCUGCUAGAGUCCUCCAGCUCACAUGGUACCCGGCUUGGGGCGUUGACCUUGAUUGAGGCUAUGACUUCUGCCCUUUGCUUCCUUAGAUGGGAGAGAAGGGGAGAGGCUGGUAUCAGGUGUAGGCCUAUUCUUUUUAGCAAUGUGAUUCUUAUCCUUGAUUCUUCUCCUGGGCCUCAUGAACUCCUUGGGAAGAGCCUGAUUUUUAUAUUUGAAAAGAAUAAAGACUUUAAAUCUGUCAUGAA
Molecule: messenger RNA, 2634 nt
Organism: Cricetulus griseus (Chinese hamster)
Lineage: Eukaryota; Metazoa; Chordata; Mammalia; Rodentia; Cricetidae
Source: RefSeq, a predicted model, not a curated record